AUGGCGACGGGGCGCUUGGGGGUCGGGGAGACGCUAGGGGCCCUCAACACGGCCCUGGGGCCUGGCGACCCCGUGUGGUUCAAGGAGACGCGCGCCCGCCACCUGCGCGCCCGAGACUUCCUGGCGCCGCGGCCCGCGCUGCAAGCACGCUUCAGGGACGGACAGGUGCCCGAGCGUGUGGUCCGUGCGGUCGCCGGCCUGCAAGGCCCCGGCGUGGCCCCGGUGCUGCGCUGCGCGCCGACGCCCGCGGGUCUGGCACUCCAGCUGCAGCGGCCCGUCGUCUUCGAGCGCGUGCUCGGCGCCGUGGCCGCCUAUGUCGCGCCCGCCGCGCCCGCCGCGCCCGGCCCGCGCGUCCUCCUGCACUGCCCGGCGCUGCGCGGCGCUCCAGGCGCGCUCCGCUUGAGCCAGCUGCGCGCCGUGCUCGUGGCCGAUCAUUUGGCGCGAGCUCUGCGCGCGCAUGGGGCGAGUGUGCGGCUGGUGCCCGCCGUACGGGACCCGCACAUGUCGACCUUCCUGCAGCAACUGCACGUGGACUGGCCCGCUGCCUCCGAGAGAGCCACCACCGAAGCCCUGAGGGGCCUCGCGCUUGCAGAGCUUAGCCCUGCCCGGGACGGGGAAGCCCUGCCCCCUGGCGUCCUGGGCACAGUGUGCCUGAAGGAGGUGAUGCAAGAACGGGGACGCGCAGCUGGCUACGACCCCAACCUGGACAAGUGUCUGGUGACUGAGGAUCUGCUCUGCGCGCUGGCCGAGCUGCGGGAGGCUGUCCGCCACGGGCCUGGGGACGGCCCUCCAGGCCUGGCAUUGGCCCCGGAUGCUGAUGCGGGCGGCUGCAUGGUCGUACACGUGGUGAGCUGUGAGGAGGAGUUCCAGCAACAGAAGUUGGACUUGCUUUGGUGGAAGCUGGACGAGCAGGCUCCGCUCACACAGAAGCACCUGGUCUGUGGCCCAGUGAAAGCAGCUGGUGCCCCCGGCGCCCUGACUGCCCCCGAGUACUACGAGCUCCGGCACGCCCAGGUGUGCAAGGCGUCGGCCAGGAAGCGCGGCAGGGAGCUGGCCCGAGACCCGGCCUGGACGGAGGUCGUCCGCGUCCUCUCUGUGGCAACCAUCAAGUUCGAGAUGCUCAGCACAGCCCCACAGAGUCAGCUCCUCCUGGCCCUGGCCAGCGGCAGCAUUUCCACAAAGGGCACCAAGAGUGGCACCUUCGUCAUGUACAACUGUGCCCGUCUUGCCACACUAUUUGAGGGGUACAAGCACAGCACGGAACAAGGUCGGUACCCCACUUUUCCACCUGUGAGCAGUCUCAAUUUUUCACUGCUACAGGAUGAGGGUGAGUGGCUGCUGCUCUUCAAUGGCGUGCUCCCCUUCCCAGACGUGCUGAGCCAGACCGCAGCCUUGGCGUGCGCGGCCCCGGGGCUCCACGCGACAGCGCGCACCGAGACGAUGUGCAAGUUCCUGGUUCAGCUCAGCAUGGAUUUCAGCUCAUACUAUAACCGCAUACACAUCCUAGGAGAGCCUCGACCACACCUAUUUGGUCAAAUGUUUGCCCGUCUCCAGCUUCUGCGGGCCGUGCGUGAAGUGCUCCACGCUGGCCUAGCCAUGCUGGGUCUCCCUCCACUGAACCACAUCUAAGGCCACAGAGACCCCGACAGCUAGGAAUGUUUACAAAGUCAUGACCUGGAAAAAAGAUACAAAGAUGCUGUUAGAGAUCUGGAGCCAAAAUAAAUUGCUUCUGUUCCGUAC
Neomonachus schauinslandi (Hawaiian monk seal) is the source of this 1740-nucleotide messenger RNA. RefSeq names its product DALR anticodon binding domain containing 3 (gene DALRD3). Bases 1 to 1629 code for a protein of 542 amino acids. Gene Ontology annotation, molecular function: arginine-tRNA ligase activity; ATP binding; tRNA binding. The transcript has 12 exons. Gene Ontology annotation, biological process: arginyl-tRNA aminoacylation; tRNA C3-cytosine methylation. The record is from RefSeq and is a predicted model, not a curated record. NCBI's taxonomy places the organism in Eukaryota, Metazoa, Chordata, Mammalia, Carnivora, Phocidae.